AUGGCGGCGGCGGCGACGACGACGACGACGCAGCCUCCUCCUCCUCCGCAUUUCCUCGCCGGCAAGAAAAUCAUCGUCGCCGGCUGCGGCAUGGCCGGCCUGUCCUUCGCCAUCGCCCUGCGCAGGCUCUGGGACUCAGCCCCGCCGUCCGCCGGGUCCGCGCCCGAGCUGCUGCUCCUCGACCGCGACGGCCGCCGCAUCGGCCCCGCCCGCGAGGGCUACUCGCUGUCCCUGCACGGCGCCGACGCCGACGGCGGGCUCAUCGCCUGCCGCGACCUCGGCCUGCUCGACGAGAUGCUCGCCCGCGCCGUCGCCGGGGACGGUGCUGCGGGCGACGGCGCGGGAGGGUUUCGCAUCUGGGACGCCUCCGCCUGGCGCGAGCUGCUGCGCGUCAACGCCGCGCCGCACGCCGGCCUGCCCACGGCGGUCAUCCGCAUCACGCGACGGGACGUCCGCGACGUGCUCAUCGAGGGCGUCGAGCGGACUGACGCCAUCCGCUGGCACCGGACGUGCACCGCGGCGGAGCGCCUCCCAAACGGCAUGAUACGCGUGCACAUCUCCCCGUCCCCCAGCGCCGGCGCUGGCGAUGGCCAUCCUGAGCCGCCGACCACCGAGGACUGCCACCUCCUCAUCGCCGCCGACGGCGCGCACAGCAAGUUGCGCGCCAGCCUGCGACCCGGCCGCGACGCCCUCCUCCGCUACGCCGGCGCCGUGCAACUCGGCGGCGUGGGCCGCUUCCCGGGGGGCCUCCCGCCGCCCCUCGAUAGGGAUUGGGGCAUGGUGCUCACGGGCGAGGGCGCGGCGUGCUUCUUCUCCCCCGUCGACAAGACCGGCGUCGUCUGGGCGCUGAGCCGGCUCGAGCCCGAGAGCGCGCGCCCCGUGGCGUACGACCGCACGUCGGCGACGGCCUUUGCGGCGCUCAAGGACGAGGCCCUCGCUCUUGGGCGAUCCAUCGCGGAGCCGUUCCCCAGCGUCGUGCGCGCCACGGAGCAGGACACGUCGUUUGUGUUGCCGGCACGGGACCUGGAGCCGUUUGGCCACAUCGAUGCCGAUGGGUCCCUCCCCCUCCCCGGCGUCGUCUUCCUCGGCGACAGCAACCAUGCCGUCAGCCCGUUUGCCGGCAACGGCGCCAACCUGGCCCUCAAAGACGGCUGGGACCUGGCCAGCCGGCUGUGCGCGGCGGGUUCGCUCGACGAGGCCGUCACGGCGUACGACGCGCUGGCGCUUCCGCGGGCACGGCGGACGCUCAAGACGUCGCGCGACCGCAUCGCCAUGGGACACUGGACGGGGUGGCGGUACUGGCGCUUCAGGAUCGUCUUGUGGUUUGGCACCUGGUUCAUGUGGCUGGCUGGCCGAUAG
Molecule: messenger RNA, 1359 nt
Organism: Purpureocillium takamizusanense
Lineage: Eukaryota; Fungi; Ascomycota; Sordariomycetes; Hypocreales; Ophiocordycipitaceae
Exons: 1
Coding region: 1-1359 (452 amino acids)
Molecular function (GO): FAD binding
Source: RefSeq, a predicted model, not a curated record